Centropristis striata (black sea bass) is the source of this 1384-nucleotide messenger RNA. RefSeq lists its product as uncharacterized. NCBI's taxonomy places the organism in Eukaryota, Metazoa, Chordata, Actinopteri, Perciformes, Serranidae. The record is from RefSeq and is a predicted model, not a curated record. The transcript is spliced from 3 exons. The coding region runs from base 218 to 616 and encodes 132 amino acids.
UGGACACUCACUGGCAGUUAACUCACGCACUGCGUGAGCUUCGCUGAGGCUGGGGUGGAGAGAGACACUCGGGCUGCUCCGGCUUUGGAAAGUGGGAUCUCUGCUUGGUUUCUCUCUGUGUCUGUUUUGGUGGACUAUUAGAUGAGAGCAGAGGAAAUCUCUGGCUGUCUCUCCUCCAGCACUGACCACUGACCAUCACUACUACUGUGCUGCAUCCAUGACUUUAAAUACCUGGCUGGUGUAUGGGCUUGGAUUUAUCUUGGUUUGGGCACUCUGCGUGAAACAGGUCCAGGGGCUGCAGUGCUAUGGCUGUAACAUCAUCCAGGGCCAGAGGUAUGUGGAUGUGGGCUGCUCCAACCCAGAGGUCAUCACCUGCGCCCACUCACACAAAGGCUUCAAACACCGUUUCUGCAUCAAGACAGAGAGCACGGCCCUGGGUAUCGUCCUGACCAGUGGUUGUGCCACAUCUAGACACUGCCAGCAACAUGAGCUGCCUGGAGUGCGCAUCCAUUGCUGUGACUCAGAUCUAUGUAACAGCGCCCCCUCCUGGCACCCAAGCACACUCCAUUACAUCUGUGCACUGUUCAGCCUCCUGCUGCUGAGGAUGUGGUUGUGAUGUGGGGUAAAUCUGGAGCAUAACACCAGUGGACUAUGGGAGAAACAACAGCUCUCAUCUCUUCUCUUAGCUGCUCAUGUUUAGGGCUGAAUGAGAGUAUUACUCAGAGUGGUGUCACUGGAGAGCACCUUGAAAUAGUAGCUUUUGUCACAUUGUUAGCUGGGACUUGCAGUCAGAGCGAUGUGAAUAUGUUUGAUCAAAUAACGACAAAGCAGCUUGCAGUCAUCAGUGAAUUUAUUGUGCACAUCCACUCACGCAAAUGUAGUACAGUGGGGUAUUAUGGGACAUGUGUUCCCAUGAACGAAAGAUCUCAGAGUCAGUAUGUCCAUAAUAGACAUCACCUUUAAAAAGGCUUACAUCCACUUUUACUGUGACACAUGAAUCCCAUUUUCUUUGUUAAUAAGUUCAUCAUCUCUCUUAAGAUCCAAUCUUUGUGUGCAGUAUGUUCUUCUGAAUUCACAGGCUAUUUACUUUGCAAAAUUAAAGAUAUUUUUUUAGUUUGCUGUCCAGUUCUUCAGGCUAAGCUUGUGGGAAGCACACUGCAUGUGGUUCUGUGUAGGAUUGUAAGAAAUAUUGUACAGUGAAAGCAUGUAAUGUUGUGAAUUACUGUAUUAAAAUGUUUCAUAUUUUUCAAAAGAAAAAUGCUUUGAACUCUGCAAUUUUUAUUAUACCAAGAAACACCAUGAAGGUCACAUGCUACACAGUCAGAGCUAAUUAAAAUGACUUCGGAUUCACAUGAUGUCUACACUUAAUAAAAUUAAAAAAACA